AUGCAGUCACCGCCUCCGCCCGAGCCCACGCCGCACCUCGACCGGCUCUCCGACGACCUCUUGCGCAAGGUGCUUCGAGCGGCGCGGCCGCACACGCCGGCGGUUCGCGUCGCUCUCUUGCGUGCCUCGCGCCGGAUCGCGGCGCUUCUCCAGGCCGAGACCACUCUGGCGGUGGACCUGGAGUGCGACAAGUGGCCGACGGCGCUCGCCGGUGUGGGGAGGAUGCUCUAUGACCCGGUCGACGACUGUGUCGCGUGCCGUGUCUCGGUGCAUGCCGACGUCGCGACGCUCUCGCGCUUCUCCAGCCGGCUUUCGGACGCGCUCGAGCUGGCUCAGCUGGCCCACCGGCGCUCGGCCGCGCGCGCCGCCGUGCGCUCGCUCCGGCUCCACCGGCGCAGCGACCUGGGCGCGCUGCUGCCUCGCCUCGUCCCUCAGCUGGCGAGCGCGAGGCCCGGGCGUCUGCGCGCCGUCACUCUGACGCGAUGCGCCCUGCCUCCGAACCUGGGCGAGAUGCUGGCGCACGUGCAGCGGCUCACUUUGUGGGAGUGCACCUUUGGAGGGGGCAGGGGCGGCGACGGCGGCACCGCGCUCGUCGAGGGCCUGGCCGCGCUCCCGCUCGAGACGCUCUUCUGGGCGGGCGGGCGGGAGGGCGCUCCUGCGGCGCUGCUCGAGGCGCCUCGGGCGGGGCCGCCUCGCCGGCUCGGCCUCGGCUUCAAGGAGGCGGAGCUGGACGGGCUCGCGGCGGCGCGAGGCGGGAGGCAGAGCCUCGCCCUCUCGCUGGGCGGAGACGCCCUCGAGGAGCUGCGGCGUCCGCCACUGUUCCGCGACACGGCCGCGACACGGCCGUUAGGCGCUGGGCGGGCGGAUGUCGAUGCUUUUGCGGCCGGCGUCGUCUCCGCGGCGGGCUUCGCCGACGACUGCGCGCUGCACAUGGCGGCCGCAUACACCGCCGCCCUCUUCCCUGCCCUCGAACGGCUCCUCAUCGAGUGGUACGACAAUGAUGACUUGCCGGCGGGCGGAGUCGCCCGCGCCCUCGCGCCGCUGCGCGGCUGCUCCUCGCUGCGAGAGCUGCACCUGUGCCGCAGCGACGCUGACUGCGGGUCGAUCGACGCCGACGCACAGAGCUUCGCUCGCGCGUUUGUCGCCGGUGGCGAGGGAGCGGCGCCGUGCCCCGCGUUGCGCGUGUGCGUACACGACGCACCGGGCCGGGGAUUCGAUGGCGGCGAGACGGCGUGGGCGAUCGAGUGCGGCUUUUUGCCGUGGUGUCGCGCGUCUGAGUAG
Emiliania huxleyi CCMP1516 is the source of this 1281-nucleotide messenger RNA. RefSeq lists its product as hypothetical. The transcript is spliced from 3 exons. NCBI's taxonomy places the organism in Eukaryota, Haptophyta, Isochrysidales, Noelaerhabdaceae. The record is from RefSeq and is a predicted model, not a curated record. The coding region runs from base 1 to 1281 and encodes 426 amino acids.